Saccostrea cuccullata (small rock oyster) is the source of this 3797-nucleotide messenger RNA. RefSeq names its product histone deacetylase complex subunit SAP130-like. The record is from RefSeq and is a predicted model, not a curated record. Gene Ontology annotation, cellular component: Sin3-type complex. Bases 165 to 3056 code for a protein of 963 amino acids. Lineage: Eukaryota; Metazoa; Mollusca; Bivalvia; Ostreida; Ostreidae. Gene Ontology annotation, biological process: negative regulation of transcription by RNA polymerase II. The transcript has 18 exons.
UCAAUUUUAAGUUUACAAAUACCAUUGGUUCGGCAUGCUUGACCUCGGAAGCAAAGCAAAACACGGCUGUCUACGAUAAAAAAAAUUCUUUUGGAUCGCCAACUGUACACCUCUGCUAGAUAUAUUUUAUUAUUCUGUCAUGAAGCGGUAAACUCCUCUAAAACAUGAGUAACAGAACUGCUGGAGAAAAAGAGGACCCCCCAGUGAUAUCCUCCACCCCCACAAUCAGUAUCCCGGGGCACGCUAUACUCAGUCAUUACCCAGAACUGCAAGCAGCAUCUAAAUCAUUGAACCAGCCAAUGGUACCAAUCAACCUGACAAGUGGUAAAACAGGAGAUGGAGGGAGUCUAGCAGCCAUUAUCCCUCAAGCUUUAUUGUCAGAAGUGCCGAGACCUGUAGCUAGUGUAGUCACCACUGCUGCCCCCUCAGCACCCUCCACUCUGCCCCUCAUCAGCUCCUCCACCACCCCCACCAUCCCUCAGGGUAGUAUUGUCCAGAUAAGCCCGGGGGCAGCUACCAAUGUAAGCUCUAUUCUGAGGGGAGGCAGCACUCAGCAUCUAGGAUUUCCCUCUCAUCUUCCAAAAGGUCCUAUGGCUGCAGCCUCGGCGUUUGCUGGGCCUAAGUCCAUGACUGCCCUGCCUGUGGUGAGACACCCCACCGUCAGUCUUCAGAGUCCUGGAACAAAGGUUCAGACCUCCUCCCUCAUCAAAUCAACCACACCCCCGACGUCAAAAUCUCCUACUCCAGGGGUAACUAUUGCUGUCACUCAGGCCAGUGAAGGAUCAAGCAGGACAAAUGUAACAGUACCAAGCACAGUCUCGGCCCCACAGGGUAGCAUUCAGAUCACCUUACAGGCUCCCCGCCAAGCUGGGGAGGGGGUCUCCAAACCUCCCACGAUACAGAGAACAAUAGAUGUUCCAAAGCCUCUCAUCCAGGCCUUGAGAACAACUACAGUUGAUACAGCUCCUAAAACGAUAAUCACGACUCAGGCCAGACCCUUAGGGGAAUCAGCUGUGAAGUCCGUUAUUGCGGGAUCCCUACAGAGGUCCUUGGAUGCUAAACAGCCCUUGAGGCCGUCGAGUGAUCCAGUCAUCAGACCCCCUAAAACUGUACAUGUGCCACAGACUUCCACUUUCUCCGGGACUAAAGUGUUUGUGACUCAGACUUCAAAUUCAUCAGUGACUCCACAUAAUCUUGUGACAAAUCCAUUGAAGACUAAUAAAGGCAUCACUAUCCCAUCAUCCUCAUCUGCUGCUCUCUCUGCAGCUUUGUCAUCAGUUACCACAACAGCCACAACCAUUCCCAUAGCAAAAGUACCCCCUGUGAGACAGCCCCCUUUGUCUCUGGCCCCGCACACUGUUAGCUCCACCCUUCCCCUCACCCCAAGCAUCCUGGAGAGGCCCCGCCCAGAGUCCACCCACCCAGGGACGGCGCCCCCAGCCCACUCCACAUCUACCGCCAGUGUAUUCAUGCCCCACCGGACCCAGCCCAGUACCUCUCAUACAGCUCCAUCAACUCUCACUCACCCAGAAAGGCCAGCCUUGUCCAGUCAGAUUUAUCCAUACUUCAUUCCUAAUUCUUACUUGAUGCAAUAUGAGAUGCAGCAAGCCUUGGCAAAUGCACAGCCAAAUGUACAUGCAAUCCCUACGAUAUCUACUGCUUCUACCAUUAGAACAGGACUUUUGCAAAAUCAAACUCCCAAUUUAGCGGCCUCAUUACAAGCAGCACACACAUUUUCUGGGACACCAGGGGCCGGCGUGCGAUUUAAUCAGUCUCAGCCUGUUGUAGUAACCAUGGAUACGAUUCGAGCCCAGCAGGCACUGACUGGAAAUCUUCCUUUCACGGGAUCAACGACUGUUCCCGAGUCAACGGCGCGUCCCACCACCCCAACAGACAAUAUAUCGACCCUGUCCUCAGCCACUGCAGCAUCUAUCCCUAUUCCUGCACUCACAGUAAUGGGACAGUGUAACCCUGCCCCGAAUUAUCCUUCAACUCCAGUUACACCCCAGAAUUCUCAGCCCAACAGUAAUACCCCAGUCAGUACCCCGAAUGCUUCACCCAGACCAAGUAUUCUCAGAAAGAGAACCAAUGAAGGACCUGUGAAGAAACCAGUGUGUGGUCUGAAUACAAUGGACAGACACAGUCCCCGCCCCGAUUCCAGGACAGACUCUGCCCCGCAGUCCAACACUAGCUCUCCCAAAACUCCAGCUACUCCAGCAGGGGAAAGUCAAUCCUCCACUGAUACAGCCUUGUCAAGUGAGGCCACUACACCAACUCAAAACAACAUGGCUGAACUGAAGAUAAAACAGGAACCCAUGGAUGGCCUCGAAAAUGGUUUGUCUGCAGCUAUAACUAGCAGCAUUGCUUCUUUGUCCAACUCUUUACCCAACAGUACAGAUGCUUCUCCAAGGAAGAAACCAAGAAAACAGCUCUUGAAUGCUAACGAGGAGCUGAAGGACAGCGUGUCCUCAGACGAGGAGAAGGUGGCCGUGGAAUCUGUAAAAGAGGAGGAGGACACCAAUAACGAAUACAGAGAAGAGUAUGUGGAUGAUGAGGGUGUGAGAUGGACUGUAGAGAAAUGUCGACCCAAUAUCUCCCUUAUGAACUUUUAUAAUAUAUCAUGGAAACCAAGGAAUAAUCAUUUUAAUAGACAUACAGAAAUUAAACCAAAAGAAGAGCGACGCCCCACAGUGAAUGAAUUAGCCAAUCAGAGAGGAGCUGCUCAGAAGGCCAGCGGCUGGAAGUUGUAUCACAUGGCAGCACAGAUGGAAGAUCUGAAUGAUCUGGAGAAGACUUUAUUAAGCAAAUUAUCAUCAAUUCAAACUGCUUUGUCCCCGCGUCCUCAGAAUAGACUCACAGUGGUCUCCAUGGAGGACGAACUGAGCAUGAUGCAUGAGUUAACUCAGGCAAACAUUCAAAGAUGCAAACUUAUUAUGGAUCAACUUGAAGAAUCCAGAACGAACAUGUUGAAAGUGCUAGAUCAUAAACAGAAAAUAUCCGAAAUUAUCAAUAAACAUGUUAGUAAGAGACCAAUCAAAAAGAAGGAAAGAUCAUAGCAUUGACCAAUGAUUGAAAUUAUACAAACUGACCAAUCAGUGCAUGACAAGUAGAAUGCUGGAAGUAUGUGAUACAAAUAGCAAGAACUGAACCUGACAGCUAAUUUGUAGAUGCUGCUUUGCAUAUAUACUAAAACUUUAUAAUUGUUUCUGUUAUGGGCAUGUUUUAAUGUUAGAAAUAUUGAACACUGGAUUUCAGUUCUUAAGUUUAGUGACUGUGAGAGAGCCAUGAUGAAAGGAAAGAUUGACCUUAAUUAUGUUCACGUCAAAUGAUAAAUUUGAAGAAAUUCAAUCAGCCCUUGUCUACGGCAGUUCCCAGGGUUAUCCAUGUGUUAUAUUUGUUAUGCAUUUUUGAAAAUUUGAUAAGUUUUAUUGUUUCAUAUUGAAAUUCACUUGUUUCAUUGUGAACAGUAGAAUGUGUGUUUUCUGUAUCAUUUUAUUUAUUUCAUCAUUCAACAUGUCAGAUACAUUUUAUUUGUUACCAAAGAGUUGUGUGGAAAAUGAGUUUUCAGAAAAAGCAUUAAAGCUCUUUGACAUUGUACAAUUCAUCUUUAGUAAUGUAUUAUAAAUUGAACAGGAAGCAAAGAAUUCUUGAUAAAAACUAGAAGGGAUUUCUGGUUUACAAAUUUUAUUAUUUAGGUGAUUAACAAAUGGUUGUUGGUCACAUUCUCAGCUGAAAGUUGAAAAAUUUGUUGUACAUUUCAUUUAUCAUACAAAAUACAAUAAAUUAUAAGUAAAGAA